UUCGUUCACGUAUUUUUUAGUCAAACGCAGUCAACACUUCUAUCUUCCCGCCGUGUUACUUUUUAGCAGACGUCAAGUUUUUUUAAAACUUGGGUGUGUGUGUAAAUGAUUUUGUAAAUGACUUUUUGUUCUGAAGUUUAACAGUUGAAUUUUCCCCAUUGGAUUACAAUAAUUUUUAGGGUAAUUCUAUGUUAUAUAUCAUAUAUCCAGUCAUUUGAUACAAGCGUAAACAAUGUGGUGGAAACUAGAAGAAAUGAAACGGCUUUAUGAUCAAGUCAUGGAUUUAAGAGAUCGUAAAUUCGACGGGUACCCUCUCUUUGAUUCGCCCCUGGUGUCGCUGUUGAUCCUCACCUUGUAUAUUUCCUUUGUCUGGUAUGGAACCAAAUGGAUGGAAACUCGCAAGCCGCUGAAACUGAAAGAAAUUAUGUUUGUCUAUAACUGCUUCAUGGUCCUAUUUUUAAUCUAUCAGUUUGUUUGGGGCAUGUUUGCCUUUUACUACUUCGGCAUCUCCUUUGUGUGUACGAAUUGGAUCAACUACGAUUUCCCCGAGGACUUCAGAUAUCGGCUUUUUCCCCAGACCCCACCAAAUAAAAGACUUUAUUCCAGCCAGACCACACCAAAUAAAAGACUUGUUUCUUUUCAGGGACUAGCUGCAGCAGCUUCUUUCUAUUACUCUAAGCUACUAGAAUUAAUGGAUACGAUAUUUUUAGUUCUGCGAAAGAAAUUCAACCAGCUUUCAUUUCUUCACGUCUACCACCACGCCAUGACAGUCAUAUUUGUUUGGCUUGGGUACAAAUUCGUCCCAGGAGGUCCAGUGUUAAUCUUUCCAAUUCUUAACGGAUCGGUUCACAUUCUCAUGUAUUCAUACUACGCCCUGGCUGCUAUAGGAAUUCGUUUGACUCGUCUGAAAAGAUACUUGACAAUCAUACAAAUUCUCCAGCAGUGCUUCCUGAUAGUCCUAGUAGUGGUCAACAUGUUCCACGACUGCCCCUUUAUGUGGAACCUGGGCCUGUUAGCCAUUAUCUACGUCAUCAGUCUUCUGAUCCUGUUCUCCAACUUCUACAUCAAGUCGUACGUCACGUCAGACAGACACAAGGCACAACUGAAGGAGAAAACUAAAUGAGAGAUCCAGAAUACCUGACAAGUUUAUUUCCACUUCCGCCAUGUUGACUGCAAAAAAAAUUAAAAUAAAUGGAUGCAAUUUUAGUUUACCACAAUAAAAACGAAUGGAUUAGCUUACUCUCUAACAACAAA
Molecule: messenger RNA, 1254 nt
Organism: Biomphalaria glabrata
Lineage: Eukaryota; Metazoa; Mollusca; Gastropoda; Planorbidae
Product: elongation of very long chain fatty acids protein 4-like
Exons: 8
Coding region: 233-1123 (296 amino acids)
Biological process (GO): fatty acid elongation, polyunsaturated fatty acid; very long-chain fatty acid biosynthetic process; fatty acid elongation, saturated fatty acid
Cellular component (GO): endoplasmic reticulum membrane
Molecular function (GO): fatty acid elongase activity
Source: RefSeq, a predicted model, not a curated record